CGGAGUUACCGGCAGGCCAGUGCGCAGCAGGAGAAGACCAAGGCAGGUCCCUGUCCCUUGCAGUCCUAGAAGUUCCCAAAGUUAAGUCCUGGGAUGGGCAAUAGCCUGAAAGCCAUAGUUGCUUUUCUGCCCUCCAAAGAGUGCCAGAAGUACCUCCUGGAAGACCUAGAAGAGAUGCCGGUGGAUAAAAUGGUGGACCUGAGCGGCAGGCAGCUGAGGCGGCUGCCCGUACACAUCUGCUCUUUUCGGGAACUGGUCAAGCUGUACCUGAGCGACAACAACCUGAACCAUCUGCCCCCCGAGCUGGAGCAGCUGCAAAACCUGCAGAUCCUGGCGCUGGACUUCAACAACUUCAAGGCGCUGCCCCUGGUGGUGUGCACGCUGAAGCAGCUCUGCAUCCUCUACCUGGGCAACAACAAGCUCUGCAGCUUGCCCCUGGAGCUCCGGCUCCUGCAGAACCUCAAGACCCUCUGGAUCGAGUCCAACUGCCUGCAGUACCUGCCCGAGGUGGUCUGCGAGCUCAGCCUGCUCAAGACCCUGCACGCCGGCUCCAACGCCCUGCGCACCCUCCCCACCCAGCUGCGGUGCCUGCAGGAGCUCCGCACCAUCUGGCUGUCGGGCAACCUGCUGUCCGAGUUCCCCCCCGUGCUCCUGGACAUGCCCUUCCUGGAGGUGAUCGACGUGGAUCGCAACUCCAUCCGGUUCUUCCCCAGCCUGGCUCACCUCCCUGGCUUGAAGCUGGUGAUCUACGACCACAACCCCUGCAGGAACGCACCCAAAGUGGCCAAAGGGGUGCGGAGGGUGGGGAGGUGGUCGGAGGAGACCCCCGAGCCCCGCAAGCGGUCUGGGGCGGUGAUAGAAAUCUCACUUGAAGAGAAACCAUCGCCACCUCCUGCCGCCAAGCCCGAGCCAGAAGCCGAGCCCUGUUGAUGCUCUGGCAACAGUGGCAGCACCCUCACAACACUGCCCAACCUCGACUUCUCCCUCGCUUGCUGGUGUCUAGGGAGCACCAACACCACCUGGCUGGUCUUCAGGAGUAGGUGCACCGGCUUAGAGCUCACUGACAGCAAAACUCUCUUGUACAGACACUCCCCUUCACACAGCACCCAGCACUCUCCAGAGCAAAGACUUCCUCCCUUUCCUGUGUGGGGAAAAAACACUCACAAGUUCGCAGUGGAGAUGAAGACACAGUUUAGAUGUUUUCCACGGGUGGAACGCACAGAGCACAUGCAGACCCGCUGCUCUUCACCCAUGGGCUUGCUCCUCUCCUUCCCACCUUGCUGAGGUGCCUGAGCUCAGCUGGAAACCACCAUUCGAGGUGACGGCUGCUGGGAGUCACAGCGCUGAAGUAACCCUCAGGGUUUGUCUCAAACGACUUACCUGAAAAGCAGCAGCAGCUUGAAGGUGGUUUCCCCUCCUGCUGUGUGGGAAGCGGUAGUGGAGCCCUGGCUGCGCUAUCACGGACACAAUGAGCUCUCCUCUUACCUUCGUCCUGGAAAAUUAGCAAAUGCUCAUUUUGUUACUGCCAAGCGGCACUUUAAACAAUGGUGACAAAAGCUGGAGGCUUUGCUGCUGGUGUGUAACCAGCAACGCUGCCUGUGGGGGAAGCUGCACACCUCACACAGUAGCAAAGAUGAACAUCAAAGCCUAAGACCACAAGAAAAACCACGAGAGCGGCAAAGACUCGCAUGAAUAAACCCCGGGCUGGGAUCCUGCCACUACAGGCUUGCCUUGAAGCAGAGGCAAACUUUGCUCAGUUGCCUUCAGCUGGGUAUUUCUCCAGCUCGCAGCUUGGACCGGUUCUGAUCCCCUUCAAAAUGCACGGAAUUUUUUUUUUUUAAGGACGUUUUGCUUUGAGUAACAUAGAAAUUUAGUGCAAAUGACAUUUUUAGCUAUUAAUUCCAUAGCACAGAUCAUUUGUUUGGUUAAAGACAGCUUUUCUUGUUGUAAAAAGAGCGAGGAGCCCUCGGUGGCGCGGAAGAGCCACAUCCCUCUCUGCCUGGCUCGCUCGUCAGUGCCACCGUCUCAGCAGAGUGGCAGUCGGCUUCCCAGAAAAGGUUUGGUUCAAUGCCAGUUCGUGCCUGCUCAGUGUCAUUUACAUGCUUGAAAAAUUAUCUGGAAAUAUAUAGACUCUCCCAGCGCCUGCCGCCUUGUUAAAGGAGGUCUGAAUUUGGAUGUGGCUGGCACUCACAUCAUGCGCCUACCAGUCAUUACAUGAAAUAAAAUGCAUUAAUGUCUGGCUGAGUUAAACUGUCCUCCUUUGGAAGUAACUGAAUUCUCCCUUUCCAAAUUUUUUAUUUAACCUUUUCUAAUGAUUUCUUCCUACAAAAUUUUUCAGCAGGACAAGAGUUUGGGGCUUUUUUAACAUCUAAAUUCAAUGUUUUGUUUGCUAUGAAACUGAUUAUUACUUGGUUUAUCCGAGGGGGUCGGGAAGAGGCUGCCUUCACCUGCUUUCAUUUAACACAGCAUUCUCUGCACAGUGUUGUCACUUGUCUCUGAAGAGAGUUUUGAGAGUUUGGAGGAACACUCUUAAGCAGAUUCUCUUCAUUUCAGGAAACCUAUGGGAGAAAAAUGCUUGGACAGGUAUUUUCUUGAUUUCCAGCAAUCUCUGCCUGGGCAGACUCCCCCUGCUGUUUGCCGAGGUGCUGGUUACACUGGCCAAGGGCCAGGAGGGUGACAACGCGCAGGUGGCACCUCCCGAGGGGCUCCCACACAGAGGCGAAGAAUCUGCAUAAAGAGCGACACAGGCAUCACGGACAUUCUUGUGACCUGAGCAUAAAGAAACAAGUCCAAUUAAGAAACACAUUGCCUUUAGAGCAACUACUGGAAGAGGGAAGAGGACAUAAAGAUGAGGAAUACUCCAGCAUCACCAGGAAAGGGUAACAGUGAACUGCAGAGCCCGUUUCUAGGAUCUCAACGCAAAGCCUGUCCAGGCAGGACUGGAAUAACCCACUCACGCUGAACAUACCAGGGUUAACCCAAAGCAGCCCGAGAGGAAGGACAUCCUUCACCCGACUUGCCUGGGCGCUGCUUUGAAGUGCCUGAGGACGAGCACCGCAGCUUUUCUAAUGAAACUGCCCUUCUCGGUUCUACACAAAGACAAAUACAACUUUGAUGAAUUUGAAUUUACCUUUUUUUAUUUCUGUGUAUUUUAAGUGGAACCUGGAGAGGAACAGAAGGAACAGGGUUGUAUAAAACCCCUGUUUGACUUGAAGUGAAUCUUCUCCGCAACACGUAUAAACUGAAAUAAGUUAAAACCAACUGAAGAGUUAUUUCAUGCCAUCGAUGGAGAUUUGCCCGUCUCAAGCUUCUGUUCCAUAACCUCACAAAACUAGAUCAUUUAAAAAAAUUACUAAGUGAGAUCUGGUCCACAUAUCCUCAGGUACUGAAGAAAAUUUAACAUGGGCGAUGGUCUGGUACGCGUUUUCUGGGGAGAAAAAGAAAUAUCAGAAAAUUCCUCCCCAUGCUGAUGUUCACCAGCCUCCCCACCCACCUUUAUAUUUAUUUUUCAGUUGGUAUUUUGUGUUCAGUGCUAGCUUUAUCUCACAGCACAAAAGUAGUAUCAUCUCAAAGCUAAUAAAACACCCAUGAUCACAGCAAAAACUGUGAUUCACAAAACAGUGCAAACUACCCUAUACCGGGCACCCACAGGAUAACCCGCCUGCAAGUGGCAUUUCUUCCCAAACUUUUUAACAAACGUGGUUUUAACUGCAGAUUCUAUUUCAAAAGCAGCUGGGCAUUUCACUAUAAUUCUUGCCAAAAGAAAAAACCUAGCAUUAUCCCUGACAUUUUGGUCAGUCACUUCUCCAGAUGUUUUAGUGCUAUAUAUGGCACAUGAGGAGCUGGUGACAUAAGACAUUGCUCAGACACACUAAUUUAAGUGCAAUGAUGGCUCUAAAGGCCUGUUCAUGUUCCUAAUGCAAAAAAAUGAUGUAACAGGAAUGUUAGCAUGUCAGAUGUCAGUCUUCAUUUCAAAUAAGUAUCAUUUUUAGAAGACAAUUUUUCUGUGCAGUUACUCUUCCACAGAAGGGGGUUACUCUCUGCCACUGUACCUGACCAAUACAGAUACUCAGCUCAUACCUUGGUGCUGCUUUAAUAAUGUCGUCUACACGAAGAAUCAUUUCUGCUGCUUCAGCUGCGCUCAGCAAAACUUGUCUCUUGACUUGGAAACUUUCUGUUACUCCCAAGACUGCCAUGUCCCCAAUGACACCUUCUUUCAUAUCUGGAAGAAGAGAUACAUUAAGAGGUGGAUUAUUUUUUUUUUUAACUUGGGGCUGUUUUUUUUCAAAGAAAAUCGCAAGCAACUGACCGUACGGUAACUUACCUGCUCAAAUUAACCAUACUGAUAGUAAGGGAAGCAUUAAAUUGUGUCUUUCACUUCAAGGCUCCUGAUUUAAGCCUAACAUGUUGCAAUUACAUGCAAAAAAUUCACGAUGAAAACUUUAUACGCUGGGGAGAAGAGGCAAGAUCCUAACAGGACUCAGCGCUAUUUCCUUAGGUGUAUUAACUUCAGAGUUCUUCUCCACAACUUUAAGUUUUUUUCAGGGAGGAGGAAGUCUUUGGUUGUGUUGGUUUUUUGUUUGUUUUUAAAUCAAUGCCUUUCUUUUCCAUCUUCAUAUAACUAGACUCAAAGUAAGUAAGGAAACUGGUUUUCAUAACUGGAAACUAUCCCCUUCAAAACCAAAGCUUUUCACUGUAUUGUGAAAAGCCUGGUAGAAUGAUAAAGGAAAGUAACAUUGUAUAUCCAUGUUCUACACAAUGCAAUCAGAAAUCAACAAACUCAGCUCUUCCAGCUGAAUAAAUUAGCAAUAAACAGAUGUCACUAAGUUUAAUAAACCUAAUUCCCCCUCCCAAACAGCAAUUCAGUAACAGGAGUAAUAUCAAGCCCUUACCAAGUCCAUAAGUUGUCUUCCCUUCACUGUGAGCAGCUCUGAGCUGAGCAACCAAAUCUGCACUGUCGUAGCCAGCAUUAUCAGCUAUUAUUGUUGGGAUCUAAGGGCAUAAACACAGGAUGUUUUAAAUUAAUGCAGGCAUUGUAAACAUGAAACAUACUUUGAUAGAACUUCAGUCUCAAGAAAAGGAAGUUUCAAAAAUGUGGCAGAUGAUCUGUUACGGUGUUCAGAAGAUAGGGAGAAAGAGUCAAACUACCUUCCAAAGGAUGUUAUUCAAGACUCUGUUAACAAAGUAGCUGCGAGGACAGAAAGGUGUUUGCAAAUCUGUCCGUUCAUUUCACAUGGACAGAAAGAAAUCCUGUCUCUUUCUUAUAAUUUCUGACUACAACUGGAGAAAUGGUUUCAUUUUUAAGAACAUAAGCUCGCUGGUAAGCAUUAACCACAAGAUCAUUCUGUUCAUUGUUGUCCUGGUUUCAGCUGGGAUAGAGUUAAUUUUCUUUCUAGCUGCUGCUGUGUUUUGGAUUACUGUAAGAUACUGGUUUAGGUGCUGCUAAGUAAUGUUUGUAUUAGUCAAGGACUUUUUCAGCUUCCCACAGAAGCUGAGAGGGAGCAUAGACUGCUGGCCAAAGGGAUAUUCCAUACCCAUUAUGCUCAGUAUACAAAUGGGACUUGGAAUCCAUAAUCAUUGCUUGGGAUGGGAUGGGCAACGUAUCAUUGGGUGGUGAGAGCAACUUGUGUUUUAUCACUUUAUUUUGUACAUUCUUUUACCAUUGUUAUUAUUAUUAUUAUUGUUAUUUUCCUCUCUUGUUACUGUUCUAUUAAACUGUCUUUAUCUCAACCCACAA
Calidris pugnax (ruff) is the source of this 5737-nucleotide messenger RNA. RefSeq names its product leucine rich repeat containing 10 (gene LRRC10). The coding region runs from base 94 to 930 and encodes 278 amino acids. The transcript has 2 exons. Gene Ontology annotation, molecular function: protein binding. Lineage: Eukaryota; Metazoa; Chordata; Aves; Charadriiformes; Scolopacidae. The record is from RefSeq and is a predicted model, not a curated record.